Molecule: messenger RNA, 1549 nt
Organism: Striga asiatica
Lineage: Eukaryota; Viridiplantae; Streptophyta; Magnoliopsida; Lamiales; Orobanchaceae
Source: the annotation of a GenBank genome assembly
GAAAAUUUGUCCCAUUCUCAAAAUAAAAAUCAAAUAAAAAUGUUAUCCACACAUUCAUACUGGACUGAUACUGAAUUGAAUCUCACAUUACAUCCAAUGAUCCAAGCAGCUUUCAACUGCAAGUCUACAAGGGCCUUCACUUACAAGUUACAACACUCAAGGGGAACUUCCUGAAAAAGGCCUCAGUAAUACGAUUUUGCGAGGAUUGUUCUGGCAAAAAAUCGAUAAAAAUAAAAUAAGUUCUAAUGAUCUAAUUAUUACCAUCUUGCUUCAAAUUUUCAAAUCAAAUCAACACUUUCAUAAAAAAUGUUGGCAUAAGAUAGAAUUCCAAAAAAUAUAAUGUUUAUUUAGAUUGCAGAGUUUAAAAAUUCCAAAAAAUAUUUAGAUUGGUGAAUAGUUGAAGUUAGGGCUGAAUCAUAUCUCGGAGUUGACACGAAGCGGGCUUCGGGCCUGAGUCAUUUGGUAGGGAGAUGGACCCGACGGGCCUGAGAGCCCUCACCGCCAUAACUUCAUCAUCUUUGCCGCUCCACCAUCUCCGUUCCAGAGCUUAUCCUCUUCUCCGCCGCCCUUUUCUCUCAUCUCAAAACAAAUCUACCCUUUCCGCCUUUCCUUUAUUAUCCCUAUCUUCCUCGCUGUGCUCUUCAUCCGAAAGGUCCCCAGUGUGUGCGUCGCAGAAUGGGUCAGAUGGGUUUGCGAGUAGAGUUCACCCGAACAAAGAAUUUCUUCAGGUGGUGCUGGUUUCGCCGCAGAUUCCUGGGAACACUGGAUGCAUUGCUCGAACUUGUGCAGCCUCGAAUGUCAAACUGCACUUAGUCGAACCACUGGGGUUUCAAGUUGAUGAUGCGAAGUUAAAGCGAGCUGGGCUCGAUUACUGGCCAUAUGUUGUUGUGAAGGUGCAUCGUUCAUGGUCUGAGUUUCGAGACUACUUCAUGAAACAGGAAUUUAAGUACAGAGCAGGUGAUUGGCUUGUUUUUGGCUCGGAAACUAGUGGCUUGCCACCUGAGGCACUUACCGAUUGUAAGGGUGAAUUACUCGGUGGAGGCACGAUUCGGAUUCCUAUGGUUGAAACCUAUGUCAGAUGUCUGAAUCUCUCUGUAAGUGCCGGCAUUGCUUUGUACGAGGCAUCUAGACAGCUCGACUAUGGAAACCUUCAAACUCCAUCACAACCUUGUAUUAGCAAAGAUGCGUUGGUAAUAACUGAGGACAUUUUUGCUUGAGUUUUAUGCCAAUACCUGAUCUGAAGUUUGUGAACUUUCUCUAGGGCAUAUCACUGUUGUAUUAUUUAGUUGCAUUAAUUCUUGGCUAAAGUUAGCCUAGGUUGGUAUCGGGGAUUUAAUUUUGUUUGAUAAAGUCAUCAUAAUUUAAGAGGAUUUGAUUGAUAGGCGAUAGCAAGAUGUUUACUUUUAUCUUCAGCUGAUUACAUUUGCAUCAUUGUCCAUUUUCUUAUAAUUUUCCAUUCCAAGACUGGUAUUGUCCGUCUGAUGUAGCACCAGUUUUGCCUUCAUUUGAGUCCAAUAUAUAUAAACCAAAAUAUUACUCAAGCUUUUCA